AAGAAGCCACAGAAAGACGACGAAGGCCACGCAGAGAAGAAAUUCAAAGCAUGGUUCGAGUACCAAGGUGAUUCUCCAUUCCCGGACUUUAAACAUCCCACAGCGGAAGAAUGCAAGAAUGCGCAUCGAGAACUCGGUGCCCUCCAUCAAGAAGCCGUCGACAAAGAGUUCAACGAUCCGAACACUCCCGAGACCAUUCCUCAUGUCCUGGACGCCAUGAUCGUAGCCAUCCUAAGCCAAGCGACCGGCUGGAACAACGCCAAACGAGCCAUGAACAGCAUGAAAGAGACCUACGGCUCCGUCUUUGCAUACGAUGAAAUAAUGUCGGGCGGUCGAGAGAAACUCCAGGAAACGAUCAAAUGUGGAGGUCUCCACGUCCGCAAGUCAAUGAUCAUCACCACGGUUCUCAAACAAGUCCAAGAACGACACGGAAAGUGGGAUCUCGAUCACCUC
Molecule: messenger RNA, 453 nt
Organism: Zymoseptoria tritici IPO323
Lineage: Eukaryota; Fungi; Ascomycota; Dothideomycetes; Mycosphaerellales; Mycosphaerellaceae
Exons: 1
Biological process (GO): DNA repair
Molecular function (GO): catalytic activity
Source: RefSeq, a predicted model, not a curated record